Anopheles moucheti is the source of this 3925-nucleotide messenger RNA. RefSeq lists its product as uncharacterized. The record is from RefSeq and is a predicted model, not a curated record. Lineage: Eukaryota; Metazoa; Arthropoda; Insecta; Diptera; Culicidae. Bases 1024 to 3162 code for a protein of 712 amino acids. Gene Ontology annotation, molecular function: DNA-binding transcription factor activity, RNA polymerase II-specific; RNA polymerase II cis-regulatory region sequence-specific DNA binding. The transcript is spliced from 6 exons. Gene Ontology annotation, biological process: regulation of DNA-templated transcription.
CCGGGCGUUACUGUGGUGUGCGUGCGUGCGUGCGUGUGUGUGUGUGUGUGCGUGUGCGGUGCGUCCGUGUGUCUCGAGGCUGUCCUAUCGGCUUUCCAUCUGCUCUACAGAAGCGUAUGCGGGGCCCAGUCAAGGGGAGGCAGGGAGAAGACGAGGGUGGUCAGUUAGGGGUCAACAAAUUUCUAAGGGGUAAUAAUGCAUAAAGCAAUCCAUACAGAUAGUCGCACUGUACCGAAUUUGGAUCAUUUAUACCAAUUCUAAGCUCAAACCUAUUGAAGGUUGUUUAAAAUUGUUACCUAUAUUUUGUAGCAAAUUUUUUGUUAAAAAUUUAAUACAAGCAAGAAAUUCUAAAUCACCCGCCCCAGAAAACAGCCUCCCUCAGCGCUUCUCACUCACUGAGGCCGUUCGAAUUCGCCUUCGUUGACGGAUCGGAACAGCUUGAUUAGACGCACAGAUUGAAUUCAGCAAACUUUCUUAUUUGAAUUGGCUCAAAACUCCCAUCCCCAAAAACCGUUAGUAAAAGCAUAAAAGAAAGGAAUUUUUUUUUCGCAAAAUUUCUCAAAAUUUACAAAACAAAUUUAAAAACCCUCCCCCAACGACAGGCACUGCAGCGUCGCACCGCACACAAGCCGAACAAAACGAAGCGAAUAGCAAACAACAAAAAAAAGUCCCGUAAAGUAAACGAAGAAAACGAAGAAUCCCGCAGAAAACGAGAUUGAAGAAGACGAAGAAGAAAAGAGAAGAAAAAGAAGAGGAAAAAGAGCAAAAGAAAAAACGGGCCCCAAAAGCCAUAAAGCCAUGUUCUCGAUUGAAUCCAUUUUAAAGUCUCAAAUCUCACAGAGGUAGUGUAGCACGUCCCUGGUUCCGUUCCAGCGCACAACAGGAUAUGUUUUUUGUGUUUCAAAGCCGUCGAGCAAACUUGAUGAGGAAACUGGUGGCCCCGGGGCGGGUCAUGAUUAGUAUUGCCGUUUUGCAAAAGUUUCAAACGACCAAAGAAGCAAUCGAACGCUGUCGAGAGUUAGGAUGCAGAUACAGCACGUGCGGGAUCUGUGCGCGGUGCCAGGGGCGGCGGCCGAGCUCAACUGUACCGGUGACAUCCUAUCCGUGCAGAACCUGCUGCCGCAGCUAGCGGCACCGGAGAACAAACCUCACCAGUGCCAGCAGUGCUUGAAGAGCUUCUCCUCCAACCACCAGCUGGUGCAGCAUAUUCGCGUGCACACGGGCGAGAAGCCCUACAAAUGUUCCUACUGUGAUCGGAAGUUCAAGCAGCUUUCCCAUGUGCAGCAGCACACCCGUCUGCACACCGGCGAACGCCCUUAUAAGUGCCAUCUGCCGGACUGUGGCCGUGCUUUUAUUCAGCUUUCCAACUUGCAACAGCAUCUGCGCAACCACGAUGCGCAGGUCGAGCGGGCCAAAAGCCGCCCGUUUCACUGCAACCUGUGCGGCAAGGGCUUUGCGACCGAGUCCAGCCUGCGCACUCACACUUCGAAGGAGCUUCAGUUGCAUCUGGGUGUGCUGCAGCAGCAUGCCGCCCUGAUCAGCAACUCGAACAGCGUCACCUGUAACGUGUGCAGCAAGAUCUUUCUCGGCGUCGAAGCACUGAACGAGCACAUCAAGUACACGCACAAGGAGGUGGCAGGUAUGGUCAAGCGGCGUGUUGCAAACCAUCCCUGCCCGAUGUGCGGGAAGCAUUACGUCAACGAGGGUUGCCUGCGGAAGCAUCUGCUGACACAUCCACGCACACCGACGUUCCGUUCGAAUCUUCAGAUGUGGCCAUGCUCGGUGUGUCAGGCGGUAUUUACGCACGAAUCCGGUUUAAUCACCCACAUCGAACACAUGAAGAUGGACCCGAAACAUCAGUUUGCCGCCCAGUACAUGUUCACGAAGGCGGUGGUGGAACAGCGGGAAAAGGAAUCGGCCGGCGGUGGUAGCAGUAUGGUUGGCAUGGGUGGCGUACCGGGCCUAUCCACCUCGAUGGUGACGGUGAAGGAGCUAGCGCACAACAGCAUCUCGCCGCUAAACUAUUCGGAAAAUUCGUCCACGAUGGGAUCGGAAAAGAAUGGCGAAAGUACGGGCGCUAGCGGCGGUGGCGGCGGUACCGGCGCAACAGGCGUCGGCGUAGGCGGCGGCAAUAAUGGUGGCGGUGGCGGUGCUGGUGGUAGCGGGGGUGGUGUGGCGACGGGUUCGGUGUUCGAUAAUCACCGUAUGCCCAACCCGCACGGUUUACCCUUCGGUGGUAGCGGGGGCACCAACGGAGGGACCGGCAGCGGAGGUGGCGGCGGCGGAGGCGGCGGGAAUGGGGGUGCGCUCGGUGGGACGAACGGUGGUACGAAUGGUGUGGGUGGUGGCGGGAUCUGCGCCGGUGGUAGCGCGAUCGAUAACAAUAAUAGUCAAUUUUCGCGCAUGAUGAUGAUACAGGAGCCGAAGUUCGAGCCGGACCUGAUGCUGAAUGAGGGCACACCGUCGGCGGUGCAGGCGGCGGUGGUGAACCUAGCGACCGCGAUGCGCAUCGGGCAGACGUUCAAGAGCAACACGAUGCACGGCGAGCUGCACGGUAACGCGAACCUCGGUCCGUUGAAGAAGAAAAGUAAUAUGCUUAAUUUUAACGACACCAAAUACACACUAGCUAACCGUCAAAAAUAUCCCGUGGCGUCUACAGAGUCGUCGAUCGGUCAGAACCACUGUCCCGCUACCUCGGAGACGGCGAUACGGAUCCAGCAGGCGGAAGCGAUCCUGCGCUCGCAGGCCGAGGCCGCGUUGCGCUUGGCGGUGUCCCAGGCCCAAGCCGUCGUGUCGUCCAACGCUGGCAUUGGCAGUGGUGGUGGCGGUGUAGGAGGCGCGGGCGGUGGUAACGGUAUCGGUGGUGGUGGUGGUCCGGGUGGGCCGGUCGGUGUGCAGCUCGGUGGCAUGCUGGGGCACCAUAAUCCGCACGCGCUCGUUACCGGUCGCAGCUGCAACGAGGAUGCCCGGACCGCCAACGACAACAACUGUGGCCAGUUCGAUCCGACCGGCGAACAUCUGCGGGCGGCCAUGCGCGAACAUCAGGCGCAGCAGCAGCAGGCGAACGAUGAUUGCCACCCGUUCGCCCACAGUCCCGUACCGCGCAACGGGCUGGACCUUACCGAUGAGUUCCUAAAGAGUGAAAAUGUGCUGAAGGGGUGAGAGUAGAGGACGCACUACUACCACCACUAAAUCCCGCACCGCACCGAAGCGCCCGGCUCUAGGGCACAGCGAGAAGGAAGUGACGCACAAUGGUAGCUUCCUUUUGUUUAUUUUUUUAAAUUUUUAUUUUUAGAACGACUAUUGUGGAGAGAGGUUGUGCACGAACGCAACGCGGAGUCAGUUAUUAUCUACCUUUGUAAUGGUAUAUCAAAUACUUUGGUGCAUUUACUGUUUGUGGAGAGAAUCAAAACGGAUGGGAAGCGACACGGCGGACACCGGAUGGAAGAAUUUAAACAACUCCGCACACAAUAGUAGAGAAAAGGAUGUUAAACCCCUAGCAAUCUUUGUCACGAAUUUGCGAAUGACCUUCACCGAUUCGUCCAAAACACUUGGAAGCGCAACCAACCGGGGCAUUCGCAACCAGAAUAUGAAGCAUUAUUUUGUUCGUUUGUUUUUGCGAUAAUGUAAAACUUUUAAGACUAAACAAAAACGACGAAACAAAGUGUAAGAGAAUGGGGCACACGAUGAGGAAGAAAGCGUACACAAACAAAAAAAAAACAAAAAACCGAAUGUGAAGAAGAAAAAAAGGGACUCGAUGUGUGAAUUAUUAAGCAAAACAUGAAUUAUAUGUAUAAAAUGAAAGCAAACAAACAAACAAACACAAAAUAAACCGACAGAUCCCCCCUUUUUUGCUGCAUUAUGCCACACUCGGAGCAAAAGAAGAAAAAAAAAACAUUCGCUCCGAGCUCAAAAAACGGACAAA